ACGAUGAAGUCGUAUUUACUUUUAGCUGUUUUGAUUCUUGUAUCAAAGUACGAUAGAGCAUGUUGUAACCACCACCACGACGACGACGAUGACGACAACAUAGAGAAAUUUGAGGAGAGAAGUUUAACAAGCGAGAUUGUAGGGCUUUUAAAUGGCACUUACUUCAAUUUGAAUGAGAAAGUAUGUCAGUUACAAAGACGAGUCGACAAGAUCGAAGGAACCACAAACUCCGACAAUCAGUGUGAAUGUAACCAAACGGAAAUUGACGAUUUUAGGCGAUCUGUGUCUGACGAACUGAGGACGUUCUCCAAAAUCCUGUCUGGGUUUGAAAAUGAAAUGCGGCUUUUGAAAAAUGAGCAGGCGGAAUUACGUGAGAUACUAGGAGGAGAUGACAGCGACGCAAGUACCACAACCACGCCGCCACCAGUUGUCUGUGACAGUGACUGGAUAACGUCCCCGGAAAAGUGUUAUUAUGUCUCCUCAACUUCCCAGAAAACGGAAUGGGCAACAGCAAUUACCCGGUGCAGUGACAUGGGAGCUAAUCUUGUUGAGAUCCAAACCGACACAGAAGCUAAGUUCAUAAUGAGCAACCUGCCGAGUCGUGUUGGAAACACUGACAUUAUAUACACCGGACGUAAAAGAAAUGAGGCGAACAACUGGGUUUUUGUUAGCAACAACCAGAUAGUAGAUACGAACGUGAGGACCUGGGCAAGUGGUGAACCAGACGGCGGGACCCAACGGUGUGGUUGUACCCGACAGUCAGAAAACUUUCGGAUGUUGGACUGUUUCUGUACUGGAUAUAACCUAUUCUAUAUCUGUGAAAUUAGGCGUUGAUAGCUACUGUCCACGAGUACGUCGCAUAGUGCAGAAAUGGAUGUAAUAAUUUCUUUUAGAAAUCUUCGUCUGAUGUUAGGUGAAAGCGACUACACCAAUGUGAUGAUUUUCACUGUCAUAAUAAAAAUCUGUUUUGCAA
Molecule: messenger RNA, 973 nt
Organism: Ylistrum balloti
Lineage: Eukaryota; Metazoa; Mollusca; Bivalvia; Pectinida; Pectinidae
Product: killer cell lectin-like receptor subfamily B member 1B allele C
Exons: 4
Coding region: 4-834 (276 amino acids)
Source: RefSeq, a predicted model, not a curated record